UCAGUAAAGAGUCAAAAACUUUGCGAAAGUUGGAGUUGAUUCAGACAUUGUUCGCUUGGAUGGCCGACAAGUUCAUUUAAUGGAAAAAUGAAUACUUAUAUUAUAUUUUCCAUAUUAAUUUUGUUUCUUCAAACCUCACUCUCUGCACCACCGAAGGAAGAUGAAUUUCCCACUGAGUGCAAAGCUGUUUGCUUCAAUGCCGUAAAGCCCUUCCUGACCUACCUGGACAUCCUGCAAAAGAGGGUCGAGGUCUGUGAGGUGACAGUCGCUGGCGAUACACUGUCACAAAUAGCGGUGUUAAAUGGAACCUUGGAAAUCCUUGGCAAAAAACUGGCUAUCCAGGAGGAAAAAGAGAAGGAUUCUGAGACUAAAAUAAUGAAAUUGGAACAACUUUUGGCUUCGGGUGCAAAAAAUAUACCCAAUCUUAAGAGUGAACCAUUCCAAAAAGUUGGUUCCAAGUAUUAUUAUAUUGAAGAGAAGCUAAGACAAACCUGGCAUGGCUCCUUACAAGUUUGCCACAAGCUGGGAGCCCACUUGGUUAGUCUACAAAGUCAGGAGGAGAUCGAAGCUAUUAGCGGACUGUUGAGGGAAUACGCGGGAUACUGGAUCGACGUGACCGAUCAGUUCAAGGAUGGAGAGUAUAUUUCCAUAUCGACUGGAUGGAAUGCCAGUUUUCUCAACUGGGCUAAGAAUGAACCCUCUCAUGGCCAAGAACACUGCGUCGAACUGCAUACUUAUGAAGGACCUGCUGUGAUGAAUGAUAAUCUUUGUUCCGCCAAAAAGUUUUUCAUUUGUGAAUCAAAUGCUUUAGAGGAGGAAAAAUAAAACGUAUAUAUUUUCUUCCUAAAAACAACAAUAAAAAUUGUUAAAUAUA
Messenger RNA from Drosophila ananassae, 874 nucleotides. Its product is annotated as accessory gland protein Acp29AB. NCBI's taxonomy places the organism in Eukaryota, Metazoa, Arthropoda, Insecta, Diptera, Drosophilidae. Bases 88 to 825 code for a protein of 245 amino acids. The record is from RefSeq and is a predicted model, not a curated record. Gene Ontology annotation, molecular function: signaling receptor activity. The transcript has 2 exons.